AUGAAUACCAUUCUCAUUGCAUUCCUUCUAGCUGUUGGAGUUUUUGCCGCUGAUGUGCAAACACAAACCAAGGAUGCCUUCAUUCUUGCCAACAAGAGCCCUCUUUCGUUGUAUGCCGUCGAAAAUAUGGAUUUGAUUAUUGAGUAUGGAAUUUACAACGUUGGAGACAAGCCAGCAACCAAAGUCACAUUGGAUGAUCGUCACUCAUUCCCAACCCAAUCCUUCGACAUCAUCCAAGGAGUCCUUCAAGUGACAUUCGAAAAGAUCCCAGCUCAAUCCAACGUUACGCAUUCCGUUGUUGUCAAGCCAAGAGCCUUCGGAAUGUUCAACUACACCUCCGCUCAACUUAGCUACUACAACGGAAACGAUCAACUCCACAUUUCCUACACAAACGCUCCUGGAGAAGGAUACAUCUACCGUCAACGUGAGUAUGACAGAAAAUUCGCUCCAAAGUACACUUACUUCAUUAUUUUCUUCGUGUUGAUUGCUCCAACCACCCUUGGAUCUUAUCUUUUGUUCGAACAAUCUAAGGCUAAGUACGAGUUGAUCGGAAAGAAGAAGGCUUAA
Caenorhabditis bovis is the source of this 567-nucleotide messenger RNA. The record is from the annotation of a GenBank genome assembly. Lineage: Eukaryota; Metazoa; Nematoda; Chromadorea; Rhabditida; Rhabditidae.